AUGAGUGCGCUUGUUGGCUACGAGACUAGCAGCGAAGAAGAAGAAGAAGAAGAAGAAGAAGAAACAGCUACCGCUGCUCCCAAGGCAGCUUCUACAGUAGAAACGUCUGCUGCGCCGACUAGCACGACCAUUGAGAGCAAUCUUUCAAAUGGUACGGACGUGAAUACUUCAGCGGCCCGUGUCUCUGAACCGGCUACUGUUGGACCCCUUCUUGGACCGAGUGCUCCUCUAAAUGGUGACAUGAUCAAUGCAGAAUCACCGACACAGGCAUUCGAGGAUAUGUCGGAGCGUGAUACUAUUCGACAUCUGACUCAAGCUUCUAUACCUAUGACCUCGAUACCUCCUUCACCGCCUGGCUCGCCUGAUCCAGCAGCGAAUGCAAAGUUCGCUCGCUUCCUAGGAUUGAAGGCUAAAGGUGUGCAUUUCAAUGAAGACCUCGCCAAGAAAUCAAGUUUUCUCAAUCCUGCCUUGCUGGCUGCCAUGAUGGCUCGUGCCGGUAUCGACGAGGCAGAUCAAUACAACACUUCUCUGCCGCUCGACCUGUGGAGUCCAAAGGGUUUCCCGGAGUGGGCUUACAAGGAGGAACUUCAUAAGGCUCAGCAGGCAAUCAGGGACAAGGAAGUGGCAGAAAAGAAGGCUUUGUCUGCUGCUGGCAAACGCGCGAUUGAAUUUGCCCCGUCCGGUGGGAACUCUGGUGAUUCCAGCAGCAGAUCCACCCCCAGCUACCAGAAGAAGCGAAGAAGACCUUGA
Messenger RNA from Endocarpon pusillum Z07020, 750 nucleotides. RefSeq lists its product as uncharacterized. The transcript has a single exon. Lineage: Eukaryota; Fungi; Ascomycota; Eurotiomycetes; Verrucariales; Verrucariaceae. Gene Ontology annotation, cellular component: nucleus. The record is from RefSeq and is a predicted model, not a curated record. The coding region runs from base 1 to 750 and encodes 249 amino acids. Gene Ontology annotation, biological process: regulation of DNA-templated transcription.